Molecule: messenger RNA, 756 nt
Organism: Tetrahymena thermophila SB210
Lineage: Eukaryota; Ciliophora; Oligohymenophorea; Hymenostomatida; Tetrahymenidae
Exons: 1
Source: RefSeq, a predicted model, not a curated record
AUGGAGGAGAAAACCAAUUUUUAAAUUAACUAUAAUUCUUACUUGUUUUAGAUAGAACUUCUUGAUGAUAACAAGAUUAACAUUUCUGCUUCUAAUUCUAUUGAAGGUGAACUUUAUGAACUCUUCAACCACAAGUUAGAAAAAAUUCAAUCUAAAUGUAUUAUCCCUGCAUUGGAAGAAAAAGCCCCAUAAACUUUAUUAGCAAAGAUAACUUACGGCUAAAACCACUCUUUGAUAUUAGAAAUUAUAGUCAAGUAUGAUUUUAUCCCUGAAAUGAGAGAAACCAUUGAAAUUAACAGAAAAGAAGUCGACAACGAUGAAAAAUUAAAGCUACUUUUGAAGUAAUCAUAAAAAAACCUUUAUGAUUUGUAAGUUAAGUUGGAGGAGACAAAAUCAGGCAAGAAGUUAGCUCACCACAAGGAUGUCUAGUAGUAUAAAAACUAAGCAACUCUCUUAAAGCUAGAUCUUGCUCCUGGUGAUUAUGAAGUUACUUUCAAUUUCUUUGUCAAAUCAGAUACAAAUAAUGUUGACGUCCAGUUCUACAUAGAUAACAAACCUACAGAUGCAGUCCCCAAUAAUGGAUUUUACUUUAAUAAAGCUUAAGGAAACAAUUUUUACCCAUUUACCCUUAAGGCAGUGGUAUAGCUUGAUAAGAAAUCAAUAGUUUCUGUUCAAACUUUAGGUAAAAAUAAACUUGAAACUAAAGAAAUGGUUCUUUUAGCUGAAAAAAUUACAAAAUUAUCCAAGUAAGACUGA